CCCCACGGCGGGGCAGCGCGCCCGAGGGAAGCCGAACCCCUUCGGCCAUUUCCGCCACCGCAGACCCGAUGAUUUCCGACUGCGCCCAAAGCCAGCGCCGAGUCUCUUCGGCAACUUCCGGAAACCCGGAAAGGAGGCUGCCGAGCAUGUUCGGGCAUCUCCGGAACGGCAGUGCCGCCCGGGCGACAGGAGGGCGGCCGCGCUCCGGCCCCGGCCAGACAUGCGGCUGCUCUCGCGCGCCCUCCGCGCGGCGCAAGGCUACCGAGCCGCCGCGGUGCCCGCUCGGAGCCUGCGGGCAGCGCCGGUGGGAUGGCCGGUGCCGGUGCGGCGCGGGCUGAGCGCGCGGCCCGGCCUGGAGGAGCUGUUCGCCGCGCCCUCGCUGCGCCGGCUGCUGGAGGCGCGCGCGCGGGGCGAGGGCGGGGCGGCGCCGCAGCUGGCGGCGCGCGUGCGGCGGCUGCGCGACAAGGAGCGGGAGCUGCGCGACACGCGGGAGCUGGCGCAAGAUGAGAAUGAAGAUUUCCGGAAGCUUGCCGAAACAGAAAUUGCUUCCUGUGAAGAAGAGAUAGCUGAACUGAAACAACAGAUAGUGUUGCUUUUGAUUCCUUCAGAAGAAACAGAUGAGAGUGAUCUUGUCAUGGAAGUAACUGCUGGAGUUGGAGGGCAGGAAGCCAUGCUGUUCACCUCGGAGAUAUUUGAUAUGUAUCAACGAUAUGCUGCUUAUAAAAAGUGGAAAUUUGAAGUAUUAGAAUACUUUCCCAGUGAACUAGGGGGCCUAAGACAUGCAGUAGCCAGUAUUGCGGGUGUUGAGGCUUACAAAUACAUGAAGUUUGAAGGAGGAGUGCAUCGUGUCCAGCGGGUACCAAAGACAGAAAAACAAGGACGCAUUCACACCAGCACAAUGACUGUUGCAAUAUUACCCCAACCCACUGAGAUGAGGCUGCAAAUUAGUCCAAAAGAUCUACGGAUAGAAACAAAGCGAGCUAGUGGAGCUGGAGGCCAGCAUGUCAAUACCACAGAUAGUGCUGUGCGGAUAGUUCACAUUCCAACAGGGAUUGUGUCUGAAUGUCAGCAAGAAAGAUCCCAAAUUAGAAACAAAGAGAAGGCUAUGCAAAUGCUAUGUGCUAAACUAUACAACGCCAAACUAGAAGAAGAAACCAAAAAGAGAAACUAUGCUCGAAAGAUUCAAAUUGGGACUAAAGGAAGAUCAGAGAAGAUCAGAACAUACAACUUUCCACAGGACCGGAUUACAGACCACAGAAUAAGCAGAUCAGUGCAUCAUGUUGAGUCUUUCAUGCUAGGGGAAGAAAUGCUAGAUGAAAUGAUACAAACUCUGAGAGAAUAUGCUGAUUAUGAAUCUCUAAUGGAAAUUAUUUCAGAAAAUGAAAAAAAUUCCUCCUGAGCAUUGUUCUUUCUCAGGCCAUUACAACAGAUAUAGAUGUUGGUCUGCAAAGCUUCUCAGAUCACCAUCCAGAAAAUGGAACUUCUUUUCAGAUCAUGAAAAACAUCACAACUUGUUUCUUCAUGAAUAUUAAAGUUUUCUUACUUGCUGAGUAAAA
Motacilla alba alba is the source of this 1556-nucleotide messenger RNA. RefSeq names its product mitochondrial translational release factor 1 like (gene MTRF1L). Gene Ontology annotation, molecular function: translation release factor activity. The record is from RefSeq and is a predicted model, not a curated record. Lineage: Eukaryota; Metazoa; Chordata; Aves; Passeriformes; Motacillidae. The transcript is spliced from 7 exons. Gene Ontology annotation, biological process: translational termination. Bases 221 to 1399 code for a protein of 392 amino acids.